CAAGCUCCACCUCCUGAGUUCACGCCAUUCUCCUGCCUCAGCCUCCCAAGUAGCUGGGACUACAGGCGCCUACCACCACACCCGGCUAAUUUUUUGUAUUUUUAGUAGAGAUGGGGUUUCACCAUGUUAGCCAGGAUGGUCUCGAUCUCCUGACCUCGUGAUGGGCCCAACUUGGCCUCCCAAAGUGAUGGGAUUACAGGCGUGAGCCACCGCGCUCGGCGCCUUCAUUUCUAAUUCUUAAUAUUGUCUCCUAAACGUGCAGAGACAAGCACACGUUUUAAAGGCUAAGGAGGCUGUAGGUAGCAGAAGGCUUUAAAAAGUAGCACCUUGCUCCUCCACUGGAUCGUUUGAGCUGAAGGGACAGCUGCUCUUUGGCUUUCAGCUGACCUCAGAAACUAGAAAUACUUAUUUCAGGCUCUGUCCCAUUGGCCACUGUGGUCAGGGGUGGAAAGCACCUGCCAGGUGUUGCCCUGAGAUUGACUGGGCUAACAAACUUUUCCACAAGCUUUGUGGUUGAACAGUAGCCCCCUCCUAACCCUAUCUUUCCUUGGCGUCCAAACUACAGCAGGUGUCGAGUGCCCCCUGGGUGCGAAGCUCGGUAUUAGGCAAAUAAGGGUGGUUGCUCUCCAAGGCGCUUAGUUGUCCCCUUCCUACUUUUUUGUUCGAGACUGCGUCUCGCUCUGUCGCCAGGCUGCAGUGGUGUGCUAAUGGUGGCUCACCGCAGCCUCGAUCUCCGGGGCUCUGGUGACCGUCCCACCUCAGCCUCCAGAGUAGCAGGGACCACAGGAGCGCGCCACCACGCCUAACUUUUUGUACUUUAUUUGCAGAGAUGGGGUUUCACGUUGCCCAGGCUGGUCUCGAAUUCGUGUGCUCAAACGAUCCGCCCGCCUCAGUCUCCCAAAGUGAUAGGAUUACAGGCGUGACAUGCCACAGUGCCCGACCAAGGCGCUUAGCUUUCACAACCACUUGUGUUGUUUUCACAACCACUUUCCUAUCACUAUCUACUGUUCCUAUUUUACAAAUGACAAAACUAACCGACAAAAGAGCGCUGGACCGUGGGAUCAGGGCACGUCCCUGUGGGGUAACCUUGAGCUGGUCGCUUGCCCAGCGCGGCAGCUGAUAUCUGAAGUGUCUUCCAGUCCCAACACUCGACCUAACUCAAGGUCACCAGUGCUCAGCUGCGGCUGGAACUGGAUCUCGAAAAUUGAAGGCCUUCUCUGCUACAGCCUUCGUUCCCGGGGGCAGAAAGAGGAAGCUGCUCAGCUGUGGGCACGCCGGCGCCUUCGCAGAGGCCCUGGGCUCGAGGUCCGGCCCGGAUGCGCAAGUUCCGGCCUGAAAUGAACUAUGGGGUCCAGGAGGGGUCGCCUUGUUCCUCCGGAAGGCUUCCCCUUCAGCCAAUCACCGUUCGAGGUCCGCCCCCCGUCCCCGGAAGGAGCCGUCGCCCCGAGCAACUACAACGUCCGGCUUUCUGAGUUGGGUGGCUGGAAAGGCGAUGACCGCCGGGAUCCUCCUGAGGUACCUGCAGGAGCAGAACCGGCCCUACAGCGCCCAGGAUGUGUUCGGGAACCUGCAGCGGGAACACGGACUGGGCAAGGCGGUGGUGGUGAAGACGCUGGAGCAGCUGGCACAACAAGGCAAGAUCAAAGAGAAGAUGUACGGCAAGCAGAAAAUCUAUUUUGCGGAUCAGAGCUCAAGGAAUUAUCUAGUGCCCUGACCACACCAGAGAUGCAGAAAGAAAUCCAGGAGUUAAAGAAGGAAUGUGCUGGCUACAGCGAGAGAUUGAAGAACAUUAAAGCAGCUACCAAUCAUGUGACUCCAGAAGAGAAAGAGCAGGUAUACAGAGAGAGGCAGAAGUACUGUAAGGAGUGGAGGAAGAGGAAGAGGAUGGCUACAGAGCUGUCUGAUGCAAUACUUGAAGGAUACCCCAAGAGCAAGAAGCAGUUCUUUGAGGAAGUUGGGAUAGAGACGGAUGAAGAUUACAAUGUCACACUCCCAGACCCUUGAGGGGCCCACAGUCAGGAGUUGUGGGGACUGCAGGAUGUCAGAAGAGUGAGACGUCCUGGACUGGCUACCUUGUUUUUGGUUGGCUUUUGUUGUUGUUCCUGCUGCUUUUCACCUUUAAGCAAAGCAGUCAGGAGACGGGCAUAAACCAGAGCACUGGGUGGAGGAUGAGGGCUGGUGGCUGGGGUAGACCCAGCCCAUUUCAUUGUCUAAAUUGCAGUAGCUUGAGGUUAACAUUUAGACUUGAACAAUGCUAAAGGAAAGCAUUUGGCAACAUUUAUUGUAAUUUAAUUUGAUAUAAAAAUAUUUAAUUUCCUCUGGAUAGUCAAACCUGCCAGAUACCAAACCUGAGGAAGGCAGAAGUGAACCUGGAGAACUAAGGCAGAGAGAGGUUGCUAUAAAAUGAGCAUUUGGAGGGCCCACAGCUUCACUCAGGACCUACUGGGCUUGUGUACCCCAGGAGACCUUUCGAGUAUCUUUUGUACUCUUUCACCCCACCCCCAAGUCCUAGGAGAAACGCAGGCAACACUGAGACAUGGGAGAGGCCAAGAUAUGCUAGACAGAAAGGCUGGGGGUGAUUUUGAGGCCCACUUAAUAUUUCAAAAUUGUAACCGUAGCAAAAUUCCAUUGGUAUUUAGAAAAAUAAAAAAUUUCCAGUAUGUA
Cercocebus atys (sooty mangabey) is the source of this 2664-nucleotide messenger RNA. It is a transcript of the gene PSMC3IP, whose product is annotated as PSMC3 interacting protein. Gene Ontology annotation, cellular component: condensed nuclear chromosome; DNA recombinase auxiliary factor complex. Bases 1345 to 2004 code for a protein of 219 amino acids. Gene Ontology annotation, biological process: meiotic joint molecule formation; homologous chromosome pairing at meiosis; meiotic strand invasion involved in reciprocal meiotic recombination. The transcript has 7 exons. Lineage: Eukaryota; Metazoa; Chordata; Mammalia; Primates; Cercopithecidae. The record is from RefSeq and is a predicted model, not a curated record. Gene Ontology annotation, molecular function: double-stranded DNA binding; recombinase activator activity.